CCCCCUGCUCCCCCCCCUCUCCCCGCAGCUGCCGGCGUGUGGUGGUGCCGAAUGUCGAUGGCGUGCCACGGCCCGCACGUAGCCCCGGCGCUGGCACUGCUGUGCGGCCUGGCCUCCGCCUCUGCCCUGCUGGGGGCCACCCUCCUGCCCCAGUGGCGCCUGCAGCAGCUGCAGUCCCCCAACCGUAACGACCGAAACGUGACCGUGUCGGACGGCCUGUGGAGCCGGUGCGUGCGCUUCGAGGGACCCUCCUCUUCCUCUGCGGCCACCGGUGCCGGGAGAGGUGGCUGCGCCCUGGAUGACCCCACCUGGUACCGCACCCUGGACCAGCUGGACCUGAGGUGUCUGCAGUUUGCUCUGCCUCUCGCUUUGCUGGCCGCUUGCUCCGCCAGCCUGCUGUGCUUGCUGGGAAUGUGCCACGGGGCGUGCAGCUCCAAGAUCCGGAGCGUGGACCUGGUCAAGUGCCUGGUGAACGCGGCAGGUUGCCAGCUGGUGGCCGGGACGCUCUACCUGCUGUCGGCGGCUCUGGUCUGCGCGCCGUCCCUCUGGCUGCUCUUCCACACGGCCGAGCUGAGCCGCCGUCACCCACCGUCGGCCUGGAGCCCGGGACCCGCCGCCUUCCUGGCGCUGGGCAGCGGAGCCGGCCUCUUCCUGGCCUCGGGCCUGCUCUUCCUGUGGUACUGCACCUGCCGCCCACUGCCCCCCCCGUUCUGGCAGCCCCUGGGCUCCUACCCCGAGAGCCUGCAGGCCCACAGUGUGGGGCGGUACUCCCGGCGUUCCCGACUCUCCACCCUGGAGAUCGACAUCCCCGUCGUCCCCCAGCAGAUCCGCUGAGGGUGGGGAGGGGAGAGGUGCAGCCUCUUGUGGGGGUCGUUUCCGCUGUCUCAGGGAGGAGGGGGGAAUCUCCCCUUGGGGUAAGGUCUGUGGUGUGCCCUCUUGGGGGUGAGGGGGGGUGGGUGUAGAUUUGGGCGGGAGAGGUUUAGCCAGCAUCCCUUGGGAGCCCCUCUUCCACUGGUGUUAUAUUCCGUUGUCUCCACCGUCCCCCUGACCUGCACAAUUACUCAGAGUAUUUGCGCCCCUUUCUCCCCACGCCCAGGGCUCUUGGUGUACUCUGUUUGCCAUUCUAGGACAUACGCAUGCACGUGCACACACGCGCGCACACACACACAAACAAACACACACACAGCAGCAGCCUCAGUUUUACACAUACACACACACACAUACACUGACACUCUCAUACACAGGCACACGCACACACACACACGUAUAUAUUUCCAAUCUCUUUUAUAUUAUUCCUACCACAUUUGCCCACACAGACA
Molecule: messenger RNA, 1319 nt
Organism: Chiloscyllium plagiosum (whitespotted bambooshark)
Lineage: Eukaryota; Metazoa; Chordata; Chondrichthyes; Orectolobiformes; Hemiscylliidae
Source: RefSeq, a predicted model, not a curated record